CGCGCCGAUGCUGCGCCCGCCGGGGCUGUCAAACUCCGGAGCGGACUGGAGAGCGAGCGAGAGAAGCUGGGGCUGAACGGCCCGGGGCUCUCCUUUCGGGGCGGGCAGCAGAAGCAGAAGCGGGAGCCGGAGCCGCAACAGUCGGAGCCGCAAGAGGCACAGCAGCAGCAGCAGCAGCAGCAGCAGCAACAGCAGCAGCAGCAACAGCUACAGCCUUGCAAAACUGGAGAGCCAAGCCUCCCCCGGAGCGCCAGGAGCCGCCGGUGCGCCCUUGCUCCCCAAGCGCUUGGGAUCCGCGCCUCGCCUCGUUUGGGCCAAGAGCAGCCCCCCUUUUUCCCCCUCGCCAUUUUAAUUCAUUCCGCAGCAGAUCGGACGGCCCCUCCCCUCCCUAGAACCCCCCCUUGCCCCCUCCCCAAAUCAGGGGGCUUGGAUUUGGCAGCGCUUUUUGGUGCCAAAAAGCGAGACUUAUUUUUUUUUGGGGGGGGAGGGGUUUGCCAAGAACGCAGAGCGAUGGUGCUGGGGGAAGAAGAGGCGGCGACGCUGGUGGUUUUGCUGGGGGUGUUGGCGACGGCGGCGGGGUCCUCCCCCGGCGAUCUGAUCUGCUUCUUUUGAUCUGGAUCCUUCUUAAAGUUUAGCGUCCCCCCUCUUUUUCCCCCCUCCGCUCUCCGUCCCCCUUUUCUGCGUUGCCUCCCCUCUCCAAUCCCUUCUGCCUUCUCUUUUGGACGGUUCCCUCCCCCCUUUCCUCGCACCCCCUCUGUCUUCUGUCUCCCUCCCCUCUUUUUUUGUGGGGGGAGGGGAGGGAGGGGAGGGAGCACAUCUGCAACCGGGUGGCACAUCUGCUGGAGAAAGGCCCUGCGGGGACCUGGGCUCGAGGUGCGGCGGGAGGGAAGCCCUCUUUGGGAAGAAAAGGGAGAGCGAACGCGUGAAUGCGCUUCCCGGGCUCCCGGAGGGGGCUUUGCAAGCAAGCGCCGCGGUGGGGAAAGGGAGGGAGGGAAGGGGGCGAGGGUCUGGCCCACGGAGAUGACUCGGACGGGCGUUUGAUGAAGGCGAGAGCAUAACCCCGGAGGGGGGCCCGCCACCCCCUCCCAGAGCCACGUUUAGAAGCUUGGAAAGAGGGGAGGGGGGGGAGAACCUGCCUAUGUGCGCAGUGAGAGCGGGUGGGGGCGAGGUGUUGGACUUGGGGUGGAAGCAGAGUCAAGGCACUCCUACCCUUUUAAUUGCAAAAUCUAUGUUGAAGCCCUCGCCCCUUCCCCAAAACCGGACUAGAUCGAUUUGCUAAGAGAGAGGGGGGGGGGGAGUUCUGGGGUGAAGCGCCGCCCAGAAGUGAUGCGUCUCCUCCCCUCCUCUUAAUCCCCCCCCCAAACCUUGGGGAUAGACGUGGGGGGCAUUUUUUCCCUCUCCCCUUUUGCGUGGAGGGGAGGGGGGGAAGAGAGAGAGAGAGAGGAUGCCAUGAUUUAAGCGCACACCCGGAAUUUCAAAGCCCCCCUCUCAUUUACCUCGCCGCACCCACUGCGCUUUCAGAUCCAGACCUCCGGAUUCGGAGGGGCGCCCCGAACGAUGUUUCCCCGCAUUGGGGGGGGCCCUGCCUGAGAAACAGCUGGAGGCGUGGAUGGAGACCCUGGAUCAUUCGGCAGAAACGGCCUAUUAACCCCUUUUUUGGUGGGGGGGGGGGAAGGAAAAAAAAAGGACAACGUUCCCAAGAUAGGGGAAGAAAAAAAAAAGAGAGAAAGAAGUAACCUUGAGAUCUAGCCGCUUAAAAAAAAAAAACGCAAAGAAAACAGCCAUGGGUUGUGCUCCCAGCAUUCAUAUAUCUGACAGCCGGGUGGUUUAUCACAGUAACAAGGAUCCCGAGGACUCUAAUUCGUCCCAGCAAGGUAACUCCGUGCCUGGAUUAUUCAUUAAAUCUUCCAACAACACGUCGUACAAGUUGAGAGCCAAUCUCACGAAAAAGGACUCUCGGGACAACAUGGAGGCAGACUCCAGGACCAAGAGAUCCAGCGUCAAGGCAGUGGGAACCGAUGUGCAAUUUGGCCCUAUGAGACUCCACCGAGAACAACUUCAGGUACUCUUAGUGUUUGCCAAAGAAGACAACCAGAGCAAUGGGUUUUGCUGGGCUUGUGAAAAAGCAGGCUUCCGAUGUAGCAUUGCCAAGACACCAGAAUCUGCCCUUGAGUGUUUUUUGGAUAGACACCAUGAAAUCAUCAUUAUUGAUCACAGGAAUUCGAGAUACUUCGACGCAGAAACGCUAUGCAGGUCCAUUAGAACAACAAAACCAUCCGAAAACACUGUUAUUAUUGGGGUCGUGCGAAGGCAUGCAGACCGCGAGGAGUCAUCAUUAUUGCCCUUUCUUUCUGCAGGAUUCACAAGGAGAUACGUUGAAAACUCAAACAUCAUGGCUUGUUACAAUGAACUCAUACAGUUGGAAUUCGGAGAAGUGCAGGCACAAUUUAAACUAAGGGCUUGUAACUCGAUAUUUACAGCAUUAGAGAAAAGUCAAGAAGCCACUGAGAUUACAAGUGAAGAUCAUGUAAUACAGUAUGUAAAUCCUGCAUUUGAAGCGGUGAUGGGCUACCAGAAAGGCGAGUUAAUAGGAAAGGAACUAACAGAAGUGCCUACCAAUGAAAAAAAAGCUGAUUUCCUUGAGACUAUUAAUUCUUGCAUCAAGUUUGAAAAGGAAUGGCAAGGAACGUACUACACCAAAAAGAAGAACGGCGAGAGCAUACAACAAAGUGUGAAGAUCAUACCUGUCAUUGGACAGGGAGGAAAAAUUAGACACUAUGUGUCACUUAGUAGACCCUGCAACGACAACAAUAAGGCGGAAAGAAUCUGCGAACGGGUUCAGGCCGAGUCGCAGACAGAUAUACAGACCGGCAGGCAGAAAGACAAAAGAAAAGGUUCUCUCGAUGUCCGAUCCACUACCUCUCGAGGCAGUGAUGGAAGUUCUCAGAGGAGGCAUUCAUCCAUGGCCCGCAUACAUUCAAUGACGAUUGAGGCACCUAUAACCAAGGUAAUAAAUAUUAUCAAUGCUGCCCAAGAAAGCAGUCCCAUGCCAGUGGCUGAAGCGUUGGAUAGAGUCCUGGAGAUUUUGAGGACUACUGAGUUGUAUUCUCCACAGCUUGGCACCAAAGAUGAAGAUCCGCACACAAAUGACCUUGUUGGUGGUUUGAUGACGGAUGGACUACGAAGAUUAUCAGGGAAUGAAUACUUAUUAUCAGCAAAGCAAACCCAUCAAGUACCGGGAAGUUUGAUCUCACCCAUCUCCCUGAAUGACAUCCCGCCCCGGAUAGCUCAAGCAAUGGAAAAUGAACAAGACUGGGAUUUCAAUAUUUUCGAGUUGGAGGCUGCAACUCAUAAAAGGCCUUUAGUUUAUCUUGGCCUCAAACUGUUUGCUCGCUUUCGGAUCUGUGAAUUUCUCGGUUGCUCCGAGUCGACGCUGAGGUCUUGGUUGCAAGUCAUAGAAGCCAAUUAUCACUUAUCCAACUCGUACCACAAUUCAACCCACGCGGCGGAUGUCCUCCAUGCCACGGCCUAUUUCCUUUCGAAAGAAAGAGUAAAACAAACCUUGGAUCCCAUUGAUGAAGUUGCUGCCUUAAUAGCUGCCACCGUUCACGACGUAGAUCAUCCGGGGCGAACCAAUUCUUUCCUGUGCAAUGCUGGAAGUGAACUGGCCAUUUUGUAUAAUGACACUGCGGUAUUGGAGAGCCAUCACGCAGCACUGGCUUUCCAGAUCACCACCCGGGAUGAUAAAUGCAACAUUUUUAAAAACAUGGAGAGGAAUGAAUACCGAACUCUCCGACAAGCCAUUAUUGACAUGGUCUUGGCCACGGAAAUGACCAAACAUUUUGAGCACGUUAACAAAUUUGUCAACAGCAUCAACAAGCCGUUGGCUGCUCUGGAUGACAAUGGGAGUACCAAUGGCGAUGGUGAUCCCAUCAAAAACGUCCUCACGUCUGCUGAGAAUCGAAUCCUGAUCAAACGGAUGCUAAUUAAGUGUGCUGAUGUUUCCAACCCCUGCCGUUCGUUGGAACAGUGCAUUGAAUGGGCAGGUCGGAUCUCGGAGGAGUAUUUUGCACAGACGAUGACGAGAAGAGACAAGGUUUGCCUGUUGUGAUGCCGGUUUUUGACAGGAAUACCUGCAGUAUUCCUAAAUCUCAAAUCUCGUUCAUUGAUAUUUCAUCAUGGACAUGUUUGAUGCUU
Molecule: messenger RNA, 4197 nt
Organism: Thamnophis elegans (Western terrestrial garter snake)
Lineage: Eukaryota; Metazoa; Chordata; Lepidosauria; Squamata; Natricidae
Product: high affinity cAMP-specific and IBMX-insensitive 3',5'-cyclic phosphodiesterase 8A-like
Exons: 21
Coding region: 1784-4111 (775 amino acids)
Biological process (GO): cellular response to epidermal growth factor stimulus; signal transduction; positive regulation of ERK1 and ERK2 cascade
Molecular function (GO): 3',5'-cyclic-AMP phosphodiesterase activity
Source: RefSeq, a predicted model, not a curated record